Cajanus cajan (pigeon pea) is the source of this 4446-nucleotide messenger RNA. Its product is annotated as ARM repeat superfamily protein. Gene Ontology annotation, cellular component: chromatin; nucleus. The record is from RefSeq and is a predicted model, not a curated record. Gene Ontology annotation, biological process: mitotic sister chromatid cohesion; DNA repair. NCBI's taxonomy places the organism in Eukaryota, Viridiplantae, Streptophyta, Magnoliopsida, Fabales, Fabaceae.
ACGCGCAUGCAAGGGCGGGAUCUUUGGCGCUUAAAACGAAAGACAAACGUUUCUUACACUCACACACUUGACACUACUCCAAUUGCCCUCCCUUCGUUCCUCAAUUCCUCAUGGACGAGCCCUCGCUGCAACUCGUCUCCGAAAUCGCAACUCGCCUCGCUGAGCGAACUCGUCCCAACAAAGACUUCAUCCUCAAAUCCCUCCGACAAGCCACAGAUGCUUUGUCCGAGUUAAAACAGUCUCCUCAGCCUAAAACGGCCAAAGAAGUAAAGGCUUCUAAGAAACGAGAAGCUGCUUUGAAGUCCUUGGCAAAUGCUGUGGUUUCCGGUGGUCUACUUCAACAUGCAGAUAGGGAUGUUAGGCUUAGGGUUGCUAUUUGCGUCACUGAUCUUUUUAGACUUAUGGCACCUGAACCGCCUUUCGAAGACAAGCAUUUGAGGGAUGCGUUUAAGCUUAUAAUUAGUUUGUUUGCGGAUUUAGCUGAUACUGCCAGUCCAUUCUUUUCUAAAAGGGCUAAAGUAUUGGAGACUGUGGCUCAAUUAAGGUGUUGUGUGAUAAUGCUGGAGAUAAACUGCAUAGACCUGGUUCUUGAGAUGUUCAAUACUUUCUUCUCGGUUGCAAGAGAUGAACACCAUGAUAGUUUGAUCAGGGCAAUGAUUUCUAUAAUGAUAAACAUUUUGAGUGAGAGUGAGGGGGCAUCUCAGCAACUAUUGACAGUGAUUUUACGAAAUAUUGUAAAGCAAAAACAAGAUGCUGCUUAUCAACUUGCUGCAUCAGUCAUUGAAACUUGUGCACAGGAGGAUGAGCUGAACCCCCUAGUUUGUGGGUUUUUAACUUCUUGUAUACAUGACAGAGAUGCUAUGGACAGUGAACUUAAAGAAUAUUACCAUGAAAUUUUCUUUAAAGUUGUCUGGUGUGCGCCUCAGAUGCUUCUUGAUGUUGUCCCAACCUUAAUGAAAGAAUUAUUGGCUGAUGAAGUUGAUGUACGUAUAAAAACUGUUAAGUUGGUGGGGAAGCUUUUUGCACGUCCUGAACAUCAUGGUGCUCUGAAGUAUCAUGAACUUUUUGUGGAGUUUGUGAAAAAAUUUUGUGAUAAAUCUGUGGAUGUUAGGAUUAGUGCUCUACAAUGUGCUAAAACUAUCUAUUUGGAGAAUCCCUACGCAAGAGAAUCCCAUGGAAAUGAAAUUAUCACUUGUAUUGAAGAUAGAUUAUCAGACUUUGACGACCAAGUGAGAAAGCAGGCAGUUCUUGUUGCCUGUGAUAUUUUCAGGUCAAACCUGACAACUGAUCCAUCCAAACUAAUGAAACUGCUAUCUCAAGCCACCGAAAGACUUCGGGAUAUAAAGAUGAAUGUUAGAAAGAGUUCCUUGCAGAAGUUAAUUAUGGUUUAUCAAGAUUAUUGCAAGAAAUGUUAUGAAGGCAGCAUGACAAUUAGCAAUCACUUUGAAGAAAUUCCAUGUAAAAUUAUGAUGCUGUGCUAUAAUAAAGAUUGUAAGGAGUUCAGGUCACAGCACAUGGAAUUUGUUCUUGCUGAUGAUCUAUUCCCCAAGGAUCUUCCAGUUGUGGAAAGGAUAAACCACUGGAUACACAUGUUUUCUCUUUUCAGUUUCUCUCAUGAAAGGCUACUGAAUACUAUUUUGACUCACAAGAGAAGGUUCCAAAAUGAAAUGAAAAAUUAUUUGGCAAUGCGGAAGAAAUCGAAGGAAAUUUGUUCUGAAGAAAGGCAGAAGAAGAUUGAAAGUAUGUUUACAAAAAUGGCAGCAUUCUUUCCGGAUUCUCACAAAGCUGAAGAGUGUCUUCAUAAGUUAAACCAAAUUAAAGAUAAUAGUGUGUUUAAAUCACUUGAAAAAUUGUUGGAGGAACAAGCCUUCACCACGGUUGAACAGAAUAUGAAAGAUAAACAUCUGGUUAUUGGAGACAACAUACCAAAUUAUGAGUUUUUACGUCCGCUCUUGUCGAAAUGUUCAGACAACAUUUUCAGCUCAGAGCAUGUCCAAUGUAUCUUGGAUUAUCUUUCCAAUAAUGAAAAUGGAAAUAAGGAUUUGGAGGAUUCUUCUGCAAAUCUUCUGCUGGCUAUUGUUCGAAAUUUUCCCUCUAUGAUGAAAGGCUUGGAAAAGCAGUUCCAAAAGUUAUUGGAGCAGAUAAGUCCUGUAAAUGACAAGCUGAUUGAUGUCAUAGCAAAGGCAGGCUCUCAUAUGUCUUUCAAUCAUAGUGACAUUUUUCCAUUUCUCAAAAGAAUUUGCUUUGAUGGAACUCGCAGACAGGCCAAAUUUGCAUGCUCUGCAAUUGCUGCUUUAAGUUAUGAACAAUCAGUUUUCAAAAAGUUAUAUGAGGAACUAAUUGAUUCUUUAUAUAGCGAGUGGAAUGUCCCUACAAUUUUGCAAUCUAUGGGAUGCAUUGCACAAUACUGUGUUUCAAAUUUUGAAACUCGAGAUGAAGAGAUCACAUCAUAUAUAUGCCAGAAUAUCAUUCAAAUGGAGCAUUCGGAUGAUGGUCAUGAUGCAACAUCCUUUCCGGAUAUCUCUCAAUGUAGCAAAUCUUGUCAAUUAAAGAUUUAUGGGCUGAAAGCACUGGUGAAGAUUUAUUUGCAUUAUAAAGGGAGUCAUGUCGAACAUAAUAUUAAUGGUUUGUUGGACAUCUUGUCAAGAAUGUUACGGGAAAGUGACAAUUUCUUUAGUACAUCUACGAGCUCAUGUGAAAAUGAUAAGGCUCAUAUCAGAUUGGCUGCUGCAAAGGCAAUACUUCGUCUUGCUAGGAAGUGGGAUUUUCAUAUUACUCCGGAGAUUUUUCGAUUCACUAUAUUGAUUGCAAAGGAUUCUUCUUUGUUUGUUAGGAGCACAUUUCUUAAUAAGACACAAAAGUUGUUGAAGGAGCAUAAACUACCAAUCAGAUUUGCUUGUGCUUUUGCACUUGAGGAUAUGCAAUAUCAGAACUAUAAAUAUAUGACAGAGUUUAUAAAGGAUUACAGUAUAGUAGCUGGUAGACGACAAACCUCUGUUGUUCCAGGAGCAAUUGUUGAUUACCCAGCAUACAUUUUGGUGUUUUUGAUUCAUGUGCUUGCACGGAAUAAUGACUUUCCAGUUGAAGUCUGUGAAGAUGAAAAAGUAUAUGCUGACCUUUGUAGUCCACUCUUUUUUAUCCUGCAGGUAUUAGUUGACGUCAGUAUUGUUGAUGGUGACCUGGACAUUGUUAAUGUUGCUGUCCUACAUGUAUUUAGUAUUUUUCGAGCAAUCAGAAAGGUUGAGGAUGCUGUUGAUGUGCAGAUGACAACUAAGCUUCAUAUGCUGGCUGAAAUUGGGAUAUUUGCUUUGAAUAAAUUAAAUCAUGGUGGAAUUUCCGUAUUGAAAAAUCCUGGACAAGUUUUAUUGCCUUCAUCAUUAUAUAGAGCCAGUUCAAAAUGUCCAGUGUCCUUUUUUGAUGAAAAUUUUCUAAGUAGAGUCUUUCAUGUGCUUAAAAAAUCUACUCUGCCUCAUGGAUAUGCUCAAAAGACUGCAAAAUCACUUCCUAAGCAUGGUCAUAAGGUUCAACAGGAUGUUCUGAAGUCUAAUAUUAAUAUUUAUGGUGUACUGGACUUGGCAUCCAAACCGGAUGAUUUGUCAAGGAGAGAAAUCGCAAAUGAUAAAUCUGUGAGGCCAAAUAUCCCAUCAAAGAAAAGGAAAAAAAGUGAGACUAUGUCUGGUUCUGGAUCCGUUGGUUUACAUGAAUGCUCUAUGAUUGAAAAGCGACAAAAAUUAGCAUCAAAACAUUCUGGAAAGGCAAUAGACAGAAACUUGCUUUCAUCAAGUGAUCCUGUGAGGUCUGAAUCACAUGGGCAAACCCGUAAAUCAAAAAGAGCAGCUGCUUCUACGUUGAAGAAUGCUGUGACAAGUAGCAAUCAUACUGUUGAACCAUUCAAAUGUCCUAGAACCAAACUGAAAGAUACAUAUGGCUCAAAGAAAAAUGAUAUACUAGCAGAUGUUUCAAAUAAAAGUCAUUUUAGCCUCCGUGGACCCGAUGAAUAUUCUUCCGUCAAUAGUAUACAAGCUACUGUUACAAGAAGUCUUGCCACCAAAGAGGGAACACCACUGAAUUCAGAAAAUACAAAUGUAAACGAAAGGGGAAAAUAUACAGAGACACCAGCUUCAGGAGUUGUCAAUACAAAAACAUAUGCUGUCAGAACAAGACGGAAAGUAUAAAUGGUAUGCCGUGUUCCCGCCUUCAGUUACAGAUACUGGGCUUUAAAGACUGCAUUAAAAAAUAGUUACUAUAGCUCAUGUAUGAAUUAGUUUUUAGUGCUACACGUCUCUCGAAAGUCGAACCCCAAAAUUGUGGGGUUAAUCAUUAUUUUUUGCACUGUCACAUACUGCGGCAUUCCCCGUAUCGGCAAAAUCAAGAGCUUGUGUUUAUACAUUUUCCACCUGUUUAUAUUUAUACAUUUGUUAUGUCUUGUAUAUAUUUAGAUUUAGA